Messenger RNA from Austrofundulus limnaeus, 1214 nucleotides. RefSeq names its product calcyon neuron-specific vesicular protein (gene caly). Gene Ontology annotation, molecular function: clathrin light chain binding. NCBI's taxonomy places the organism in Eukaryota, Metazoa, Chordata, Actinopteri, Cyprinodontiformes, Rivulidae. The coding region runs from base 356 to 967 and encodes 203 amino acids. Gene Ontology annotation, biological process: endosomal transport; clathrin coat assembly. Gene Ontology annotation, cellular component: membrane; endosome. The record is from RefSeq and is a predicted model, not a curated record. The transcript is spliced from 5 exons.
AUGGGCUUCCAUACGCAGUAGCCCUUAUCCUUUUUCGUCUUUUAGGCAUUGGGUCACCCACAUUUUGUUUUGUUGAGUUUUGAUGAAACUCCGUGUAAUCCCGCGCAGAGACGCAUCCGAGCUGCUGGGACGCAUGCGCAGUCCUGUCCUUAGGUUCGAAGGCGACCGGCGCAUUCACACCGAGAGUCCGGGAUCUGCAGCAUCCGCGGCGUCCGAUCCCCUCCACAGGCGUCCUGAACACACACCCACUGAUCUCUGAGCAGCUCUCUCACAUUCGGUUACCAAACACAAAGUCGGAGUCGAUCUGACCUGAACCGUCUGAUCCAUCCAGGCAGUUUUAGGCAGCGGAGCAGCCAUGGUGAAGCUGGGCAGUAAUCUGUCUGAUAAGAUGGAGAAGCAGCCAUCAGCGGAUGAUGGCUUUGAUAACAUCCCCCUCAUCACACCCCUGGAGGUCAGCCAGCUCCAGCAGCCAUUCGCUGAUAAGGUCAUUGUGAAGACGAAGACACAGUUUCAGCUGCAGCAGCAGCAGAAGAACAAGCUGUAUGUUCCUGAUAUCAAGAAGCUGAACAUCAACUUCUACACUGAUGUCUCAGAUAAAGUCAAGAUUACAGGACUGAUCCUCAUCACGUUGGCCUUCUUGACCAGCCUGCUCUUUCUGCUCAUGUACAAAGCCAUGUGGUACGACCAGCUCACCUGCCCAGAGGGGUUUGUCCUGAAGCAGAAGCACUGUACCCCUGCGGCUCUGGAGAUGUAUUACACAGAUCAGCAGCAGCAGCAGGGGGAACCAGGCCUUCCCAGCAGCACUAACACCGGCUUCUACGCCUCUCUCAGCCACCUCAACCAUGCCAAGAGGACUGGGCCCGAGCUGCCAUCAUCAUGGUUACCAGUCAUCAGCGCUGUGAAGGAGGCAGAGGAGGCUAAAGAAGGCAGCGAGACACUAAAAUCAGGGCCAGAGGGACAAGAGUGAAGGUGCUGCUGAAAGGUGUGGUUGAACAGGUGGAAACUCACAACGUAGUGUAUGUUUUUGUCCAUGUGUGUGUGAGAUUGGAUAAUCUAUGACCUCUAAUCUGUAGGCUCCAAAUCACAACAGUUAAGAAGAGACAUUUUCAGGAGUCAGGCCUGGUUUUAGGCUUGCAAAUAGUUAAAGGGAUCCCCGAUUAGUUGUAACAUUAGACUUUAUAUGAUAAACAUAUAAUUUAACUGUAAAAUAAUGA